GGGCAAGUAGCUAUGAUAAACAAGCUACCAUAUGAUUGCAGGAUUCCCCCUACCUGGAAUCAUGGAUAGAUGCCUCAAUUUCAACGAGGUGAACAAAACAUGUGACUGUUGUCGCAGUGGGUGGACGGGACAGGACUGUAGGACAGAAUGCCCCAACUGUGGAAGUAACUAUGCGAACCACAAAUGUAAGACAUUCUGCCAGAAUGCGCCAUAUUAUGGUACCUUGUGUAACAUACCAUGCCCUGCAGCGUGUCUUCGUAAUGGACAAUGUAAUGAAAGCUGCGCUACUCACAAGGAAUCUACAAAAGAUAUUAAUCAAGGCCGUGAUGAUUCUGAAGCAACAGGGACUGGUGCAUCCUCACAGAGUUUAGGGUCCAGUAGUCGUACGACUGACGGCGCUCUCGUUACUAUGGCAGUGUGUGCUGUUUUGUUUGUAGCUCGCAAGUAUGGAGUGCACAAAAUGUGCAGGAAAUGGUUGAAACACAUUAAGGACAAAAGGGGAAGUGGCAGCGGAUCGUCGGCUGAAAGCACUCCUCUGACCUCCGAUGUUAAAGCUGCUGAUUCUUCAACGCAGACAGAAGUUGCUGUUGCACAACCACAAGCACAAUUCCCUGACGGUGGCCACAGUCAGAAUACCGAUUAACCGCCUUGGCGACAUCAUUGCCAGGAAGAGAUGGUCCACGAUACUCCGAGCAAAUAUAAUACUGUGGAUGAUUCAGAGCAAGACAUUGACAUUCACUAGUGGUUAACACAUCACUUGGAGCACUACUCAAGGGCAGACUGCGUUAUAAGUAUGAUUUUCUUUGCCAGAGAAUUGCUGUGCGUCUGCAGGCAGUAAGCUUUUCAUGUUCUUCUGCAUAAAAUGUCUCUGAGAAUCUGUGGCGACAGAUAAUCGAGACCAUAUUUUGGACGUGGUCGUUUUAUAUCUUUGAUAGAUUUUAUAUCAGCUUUAAGAAGUCCAGUGCUAAUUGUAUCCAAUAUCUCAUUAUUUGUGCAAUUGGUUGGUUCGUCUUAAGACAUCUUUUGUAUAUAAAUUUACAUUCUUGUA
Haliotis rubra (blacklip abalone) is the source of this 1048-nucleotide messenger RNA. Its product is annotated as scavenger receptor class F member 2-like. The record is from RefSeq and is a predicted model, not a curated record. NCBI's taxonomy places the organism in Eukaryota, Metazoa, Mollusca, Gastropoda, Lepetellida, Haliotidae. The coding region runs from base 32 to 643 and encodes 203 amino acids. The transcript has 7 exons.